Molecule: messenger RNA, 1519 nt
Organism: Drosophila grimshawi
Lineage: Eukaryota; Metazoa; Arthropoda; Insecta; Diptera; Drosophilidae
Exons: 1
Coding region: 50-1333 (427 amino acids)
Source: RefSeq, a predicted model, not a curated record
AAUAAAAACACAAAAUUGUUUGUAAAGACCUGGAGAACAAACAGCAAACAUGGCAAUGUUGCAAAAGCAAGGUGCUGCAACUACCGAGUUGGAUCCGGGGUCGAGUGGAUGUUGCUGCAACUGCCAACGGAAACUGGAUCCAUAUCAGUUGUUCGACGAAAAUGUCGAGGACAUUGCCAAGAGUCUGGCCCAGAUCAUGGUCGUUUGUGGCAUCAACACGGGUCGGGCCUACAAUGCCAGAUCGAUCAUCAAGCGGGCGUUCAUCUAUCACGAGAAGCUGCGCACCCGAUGUCCUGCCAAUCCCCCCGAAGGGACACAUUUGCGGCGCGAGGAUCUGUUGCAGGCGCUGCAAAUCAAGUGCGAGAUGGGCAACGUGGAGGCGAUGCUCACGUAUGCGAUCAUCAAACGGGCCUUCAAGGCAUUCUUUCACGGCAAACCGGACCGGACGAUCAGUAAUCCCAUUGUGGAUGCCAUGGCCAUAAGCACACAGAAGGCCGCCUGGAUGCAUGCCGCCUACAGGACAGCGAAAAUCUUUGACAACUAUCGGCCGGCAUUCUUCUGGGCACACAAGGCUUUCGAGAAGCAGAUCAACAUUGUCUAUCGUGACCUAUACGAACGCAUGAGCGCCAGGGCGAAUCCUCUAGCGGUGCCCAACUGUAGCUGCCCCAAGUGCGCCAGGCAGUCGGUUCCGGGACAUCCCAAGCCUGGCGAACGUGUGCGCGAAAAAUUCAAGCUGGCGGACUGCGCUGAUCUGCCCCAGGCGUGCAUUGUAUGCGGUCUUCAGGUGCCCAAGAUUAGGUCUAACGUGAAGCGACCACGACCCAUUCUCAAUCACGAGUCGAAGUUUCCUCGUUGCCACAAGUGCAACGCGCCGAGGCUCAUCUGUGAGUGCAACAUUGAUCAGUUGACGGGCGAAUUGUAUGGCGAAUGCGGUCAGGACUCCUACAAGGUCAAAUGGUAUCGCCUCGAACAGGAGCAGAAGCCACCACCAGCGGAGUCCAAGCUGAAGAAAUCUAUAUCCGAUGCGGAAGAGAGCAGCUAUGAAGAUGCCAAGGAGCCCGAUUGGGAGGAUCAUCAUUGCCCCAUCGAUUGUGUGCACAACGAGUACAGUGAGUCCUCGAAUGUGUGUCACGAGCACAAUCCCACCAGCCUCUCGCAAGGCAGUGACACCUCUUUCACCACCUGCUCCGAAAGCGAAGAUACGGUCGAUAAGCUCGAACGCUAUCUGAACACUCUGUGGGCCGAGGAAUUGGCAGUCACAAAUAAUCCCAAGACCUAUGUGGCCAACACCAAAGUGUCACCCUGCGGACCUUGCAAGCGACUAUCAACUUGAUGUGGCCAUAUCUGUCUGUCAGUUCUAAAAGUAUAUUCAUCAAAUUUAAAGUAUACACAUAUUCGCUUACCAAGUUUUCCGAAUCAAACUUACUAAAUAUGCGUGAGAAUUCUUCCCCAUUGUUGGACAAAGUAUCAUCAACUUCGGACUACUAUAUCAAAUAGAUUUCAUAUAAUCGUCGGCUUA